AUGAACACCGCUGAAGAUAUCACGAAAUAUCUUGUUCAGAAUCAAAAUCAUGGAAUUGAAUCUAACAGCGAGAAUGACAGUGACUCAUCCACCGAGACAGAUAACUCCGGGAUCGUGAAACUUUGUGAUGAAGGGGGUGGGUCGAAUAGACUUGCUGAGAAUGAAUUUAGAGUUGAAAAUUUCCGGGAGAUGGGCGAAAUCAAAGGGAAACGCGGAGGCAUGGAGUCAAAGGAGAAAAAAGACGGUGACAUUGCACCAGCCAAAACGAGAAAGAGAAGAAGGAGAUUACUAUCGAUUUGCACUACUAAUUGCAAGUACGAUGUUGUGAGACGGGUGGCGGCGUUGUACGGCAUGAGGGAAGUGACUGAGGACAGUGCCUGGAAUUUGUACUGGACUGAUUUGAGCAUCAGUAUUGAGAGAGCAAAGGAUAUGAAGAGAUUUCAAAAGGUCAACCACUUCCCAGGGAUGACUGAGAUAUGCAGGAAAGAUCUGCUCGCGAGAAAUCUCAAUCGCAUGCUCAGAAUGUUUCCCAAGGACUACAAUUUCUUUCCGAAGACUUGGUGUCUUCCGGCCGACUAUGGGGAUCUAGUAGCUUAUGCGAGAACUCGACGAUCAAAAACAUUUAUUAUAAAACCAGACACAGGCUGCCAGGGUCGAGGGAUAUACUUGACCAAGAACUUGAAAGAAGUUAAACCUUAUGAGCGAAUGAUCUGUCAAGUUUAUGUAGCAAAACCCUUUUUGAUAGAUGGAUUCAAAUUUGAUCUUCGGGUUUAUACUCUGAUUACUUCCUGCGAUCCUCUUAGGAUUUACGUCUACAACGACGGUCUCGCAAGAUUUGCGACGAGUAGAUACAAAGAACCCACGAAUCACAAUACUUCAAACGUGUUUAUGCACUUGACGAAUUAUGCUGUUAACAAGCACAGCCGAUUGUAUGUGAUUGACGAAGAAAUGGGAAGCAAACGAAAAAUAUCCACUCUGAACAGGGCCCUACAAUCUGAUGGCGUGGAUAUCGAUGAGCUCUGGAGGAAAAUAGACGAAGUUGUAGUCAAGACGGUGCUGUCUGCCUAUCCAAUAUUAAAGCACAGUUAUAGCACGUGUUUUUCAACUCAUGACCUUACCUACGCCUGCUUCGAGAUCUUAGGCUUUGACAUUUUAAUCGACUCGAAGUUAAAGCCCUAUUUAUUGGAGGUAAACCAUUCGCCAAGUUUCCACACAGACGCUCAACUCGACAAGGACAUAAAGGAAUCCCUCCUAAUGGACACGUUCAACAUGCUGAAUCUCCAUCACUGCGACAAGCGUAAGAUCAUCGAGGAGGACAGAAAAAGAGUAAGAGACAGAUUGCUCCAGGGAAUUAACACAAAAGACCCCAGUGUGAACGAUACUGUAGGCCCGUCGAAGGUGGAAGAGAAAUCCCUGGAGGCGGAUCGCAAAUGGGAGGAUGAACAUAUGGGUAACUUCCGUCGGGUUUAUCCCAGCAAUGGUGAUCAAAAAUACGAUGCGUUCUUCAAACAGAACAACACAUCGAUGUUCCAGGAUACAGCAGCCUCGAGGGCACGAGAGGAAGCUUCAAAACUCCAACGCGAAGAGGCAACAAUGAGAAUGAGAGAGGAGGAGAGUAAACGAAUGGCAUCGAAAUGGGAUCCAAAGUUGGAGACAGAGAGUCCCACGGGCGCAAGGGGUAUCAACUCAAUGUCAGCUAGAAACAAACCAAACUCGGCAAUAUCGAAGCGAUCUAGUCUGACACCAACGGUGAAAAAGUCAAGGGAGCAUGUGCCAAUGGCAGACAGUCUCUCGUCUUUCGUUCCAGAAAUAAUAAGUGAGAGCGAGGAGCGAGAGCGAGUUGCUUCAUUAGCCCAGCGGGAUUUCUUGAUAAAGAGCCAUGGGAUACUCGAGGAGAUUUAUUCGGCUAUGAAGAAAAAUGGUACACUUCGACCUGGUGAUAUUAAAAAGUAUGGGAUGUAUGGCAAAUUGGGUCAGAGGAGCGAGUAUUAUCCGAGCGGUGGAGUGAGUCAAAAACGUCAGGUGGAAGUUCAACUGGAAUCAAUCCAUGGGGAGAGGGAUCAGUCUGCUCUGGGGGAAAAAUUCAACAAAAAACGUAAUUAAUAUCUGGGUUUGAAGAUAAUGCCUAACGAAGUGCUAUUUCACUGAGCGUCAAGAUAUUCCAUUAAAACUUCCCUCCUUCGGAUGAUUUGAGGGGGUCUGAAUAAAUAACGCUGA
This is a messenger RNA of Diachasmimorpha longicaudata, 2217 nucleotides long. Its product is annotated as tubulin polyglutamylase TTLL13-like. The record is from RefSeq and is a predicted model, not a curated record. The transcript has 11 exons. Gene Ontology annotation, biological process: protein polyglutamylation; microtubule cytoskeleton organization. Lineage: Eukaryota; Metazoa; Arthropoda; Insecta; Hymenoptera; Braconidae. Gene Ontology annotation, molecular function: tubulin binding; tubulin-glutamic acid ligase activity. The coding region runs from base 1 to 2103 and encodes 700 amino acids. Gene Ontology annotation, cellular component: cilium.